Messenger RNA from Silurus meridionalis, 4868 nucleotides. RefSeq names its product UHRF1 binding protein 1 (gene bltp3a). NCBI's taxonomy places the organism in Eukaryota, Metazoa, Chordata, Actinopteri, Siluriformes, Siluridae. The coding region runs from base 184 to 4017 and encodes 1277 amino acids. The record is from RefSeq and is a predicted model, not a curated record. The transcript has 22 exons.
CACACUUGUGUUGUGCUGACGGAUUUCGGUGGCACACCGCUAAGCUGUACUGGAGAUGCUGGCCCCGGAGCCUGGCCUGGCCGGUCCGCUUGGAUAGGCGAGUUCCAGGGGCGAGGUAGUGCGCAUGUGGACGGUGUGCUCUUGAUCCCGGACGCGGACCUCAGUGCAGAGAAGAAAGCAAAAAUGGCUGGGAUUAUCAAAAAACAAAUCCUGAAGCAUCUAUCCAGGUUUACAAAGAACCUGUCUCCCGAUAAGAUCAACCUGAGCACGCUGAAGGGAGAAGGUCAGCUUUCCAACCUGGAGCUGGACGAGGAGGUUCUGCAGAACAUGUUAGAUCUUCCCACGUGGCUCUCCAUCAGUCGCGUCUACUGCAACAAAGCCGCCAUCAGAAUCCAGUGGACGAAAUUAAAGACGAGCCCCAUAUGCCUGUUUCUCGACAAGGUGGAAGUAGAGAUGAUGACAUGCGAAGAGCCCCGCCCUCCAAACGGCCCGUCGCCCAUCGCCAUCACUGCAGGUCAAAGUGAGUACGGCUUUGCAGAGAAGGUUGUGGAAGGCAUGUCAGUCAUCAUCAACUCCAUCGUGAUUAAAGUGAAGUCCAGAGCGUUUCACGCCUCUUUUGAGCUCUGGCAACUUCAGGGCUUCAGUCUGAACCCCAAAUGGCAGAAGAGUGACCUCAGAUACACACGAAUCACACACCCUAAAAGAGGAGAGGUGCUGACUUUUAAAGAAAUCAACUGGCAGAGUUUGCGCAUCGAAGCAGACGCUAUAGAAAGCGAGGAACAGGAUUUAGGGACCACACCCAUACGCCUUAUCACCAACCAGGGGCGCAUCCGGAUCGCCCUUAAACGCAGGGUGAAGGACUGUAAUGUUCUAGCGUCAAAACUGCUCUUCAUCCUGGAUGACCUGCUGUGGGUUCUGACCGACUCUCAGCUUAAAGCCGUCAUCCAUUACGCUAAAUCUCUGAGUGAGGCCAUGGAGAAAUCUGCACAGCAGAGGAAGAGCAUGGAGACUGUCCCUAGCUCUCCUGGGCCCCGCCCCCCAUGGCCAGAGCCGCACCCGGUUUCCUUGGCAACUCCCAACACGUUGGCACAGUAUUUUGAUCAGUAUGAUGUGAAGGAGUCAUCAUAUCACACGUUUAUUUCUCGCCUGGAUCUGCACAUCUGCAACGACAGCUCCUUAUCAGAAACAGGUGAACCCCCUAUUCCAGGCUCCCAGGGUGCAAUGCAGCUGACCUUCCGUAAACUGGGUUUUGAUUAUUACCCCUUCCACAGACCAGGUGAUGGCUGUCGACAUUGGGAGCGUCACUGUAGCGCUCUGGACUCUCGCACUCAAUGGGCAUCCAAACUGCUACAGGAUUUUCAGAAGAAACUGGAGAGCUCAGGAUUUCCCCAACCUCCAUCCGAACCUCGUGAUCCUAACGCACAGUCUCCGGGUCGAAAAAUGCACAGAGAUGAGUCCGUUCCAAACCCUGAUGACAGUUCGGCUUUGAAGAACCUCCGCUCCAGCUGCAUGGUGAUCCGAGUGGACGAUCUGGACAUCCGUCAGGUGUCCAUCAGGGGGCGUCACAGCAAGAAAACCCAGUCGCUUUUAUCAUGUAAUCGCAAAGUGCUGAACAUGGCGGAGAACACACCUGCGAUCCACCUGCAGUUUACCGAGUACUACUUCCCUCACAGCGCUGCAGGACCCGAUACAGGAUUGAGAAACAGAAUCCCUCCCCCAGGAACAGGAAGUCAUUUGCCCUGCUCUAAUCUGUACGGUCAGCUGAACGGUUUGCAGCUGUGUGUCGACGCCGCAAGUGUGUUAUGGAUGUACGUGUUUUGUCGUGGCUUGCUGACGACUCUGGAGCAGGUGAAAGCCUUUUAUCACCUGCAGGACAGCAGCAAGAGCGAGGAACACGUGGAUGUCCGAGUGGACGCCACACAGCUCAAGCUGAUCGUUCCUCUCGACUCCUCCAUCUUGGACCACCCCGAUCGUCCACAUGCUCUGUGUUUCACGCUCUCUCAGGCAUUUCUGAGCAACACGCAUCACUCUCCUCACUCGUCUUUUGCCGACCUCGAGUCCACGUUCUCGUCUUUCGCUGCUCAGGCGUUUUUCCGGCCCUCGCCGGCCGCUGAUUUUCCUCGUGACCGGAACACUUUGCACCCUCUCCCUCCAGGGUUCCUGAAGUCCGAUCCCUCGCUCUCACUUCCACGUUCACGGGAUGUAUGGAGUCUCAGCCUGUCUCAAGCAGCGGGGUGUUUCGAGGGUGCACGGCACGGAGGCAAAGCACCGGCGUUCAUGGAGCCGUUCGCUGCAUGCGUAUGGAUGUGCCGCCCGCAAGCUUUAACGAGGUCCCUGAGUCAGGAGGGAGCGACGUACACCGAAAAAACAUCCAAUCACGACCCUCCGUCAGCAUCCGUCCACUUCCUGGUUCAGAGCAUCACCCCGAUCCGAAUGUGGCUCAGUCAUUAUCAGUACGUUGCUCUGCUCCGGAUGAAGGAUUACCUCACGAGGUUAGCCUCCGACCUCGAUCGCUUUCCGAGCUCAAAGACCGAAACUCCCCCUCCUCCGACGGUGUGUGUAUCACUCAACUUGGAGGUGCUGGAGAUCGGUUUACUUCUUCCCCCGCUUGUUGGGAAAACGGACGAAGAAGAAGAAGCGCCAGAGGAAACGGACACACAAAGCCUCACGGACUCGGAUCUCUCGCCAACGCGCCCGGACAGCGGGAUCGUAGGAAGCACGGAGAAAGCGCUAGAGCAGGAUGAGGCAGAGUGUGACGGAGUGGGGGUGGAGUCUGUAGAGGAGGCACGCGAGGCUGUCGAAGAGGGAUUGGACGAAGAGAGAGGGCAGGGAGGCGAGUCGCAGGUCACGACCUUUCUGCGAAUGUCUCCUGCGAUAGUGCAGAAUCCCAGCACCUCCAUGGUCAGCCUGGAGGGGGAGCUGUCGAAUGCGCUCAGUGUGACCAAAGACGUGACUAAAGACGCUCUCAGUGCUUCCCUGGACCUCACCAAGGGGGCGCUGAACAUCACUAAAGACGCGUUCAGCAUGCUGAGCCGGGGAUCUGCCAUGAGCAAAAUCUUCAGCACUCAGAGCAGGGAACCAGACGAUUCUGCUCUGCGUCUGCCACCCCUCAAACACUCCCUUUCCCAGAGUUCCUGUGACAGCAUGCUCAUGGACACCAGCGUGGCUGACGAUGGCCUCUCCUUAGACAGUGACACCAGCGAGAACUUUGUCAUCCUCACAGACUCGGAGUCUGCUCGUCCUAACGGCACCCCUGUCCACUCAGUGAGGACAGACGGAGGAUCAUCAGCCGAUCUGAGCAGCUCACUGUCUCACAGCACCGAGGACAUGUCUCAGGAUAUGGUGUGUGUGCUUCUGGUUUCUGUGCGCGCUGUCCGCUCUCUGAUGGAGCUCCGGGGGCAGGACGCAGUGGUGGCGAUGGAGGUUCGGUCUGUCACACCAAAGCAGCUGGGAAACCAGCGAGUGGUGGAUCUGCAGACGCUCUCGCACGGUGCUCUUUCUCUACCCAUGUCCCCUGUGUCCCGUGCCCCGGUGGUGUGUCUGAGGAUGGAGGCGGGGCCAGGGGCGGGACGUCACUGCUGCACGGCGGAGAGCACGGGAUUCGUAGAGGUGUGUGUGCAUGGCUGCGAGGCAGAGCUGCUCACCUCGACAAUAAACACACUCGGCCCAUUCAUGGAGGACGAGCUAAACUCCGAAGGCCAGCCAAUAAGAAUCAGCAUACACAACACCCGCAUCACGCUUAAGGAUGACGGCCCCCGUGUGUAUCCCACUGCUCCCCAGGCUGUACCUAUCUCCUUUGUUCUAGAUGGUUUAGUUCUGGAGCGGCUAGACGAUGCCAUACUUACAGUCAGACCCACUGGCAGCCAAUUAGACAAAGCCUGCUGUGGACCUGAAGGAGAUGACAAGGCGCUGCGGGCGGAGCUUGCUGAUGUUCACUCAGCCCUCUCCUCUGCCCUUUCAGACCGAGAACGUCUCCUACAGGAAAUCCGUAAAUACGACCCGUCCUUUACGAUAUGACCUCACACUGCUGUCGGGAGGGACAGAGGUCAGACGCUACGGUUCAGACACCAAGAACAAGAUUUCUGUGUGUGUAUAUAUAUAUAUGUGUGUGUGUGUGGAAGGAACGAGUGUGUCCUCUUCCUGCUGUACUGACGUCCUGCUGUACUGAAGAGCUUUCCUUCCUCGUAUUUAGGUAGUGACCAAAACAGUGUUUUAUCUAUACUUUUAUUUAAUAUUUUAUUUCUAUUUUGUAGUGGAACCGUUAGUAUUAGCUGCUAAUGAGACGUGUCAUUACGUGUGUGUGGGUUCAUGGGUUCAGAGUGUGAGAGCUGAAAACAGAGCUCGGGACCUUGGCCUUAUUUUAGCUGCACUGUGUGUGUGCGCGUGUGUGUACGUAUGGGUGCAUGUGUGUUUUGUUAGCUGUGUGUAUGAUUUUACACACAUAUACACACACUCAGCGCAUCGUACGCUCAUUGCAGGUGCCAAUUGAAAAAAAAGAAUUUAAGCCACAAUCUUUUCCUCAAUUCUUUGAACACAAUUUAUAAGAAUCGUCAUUUUUGACACACACACAUACUGCAAGGGAUUUCCUUGAACGCAGUGCAGAGGGUUUGAGCGCUGAUUAGAACAAUAAACAUUGCCGUGAAUGUUAGCUAUUUCAUCAAGACGAUUGUAGUGUUAGUGUGUGAUGAGACUGUAUCCCUCAUUCAUUACCCUCUCACGCAUGCUGUAGUCUCAUUUGUAUUUUUUUUUCUUGUAUAUUUUGUUACUGGAAGUGAUAUUUUUAUUAGUUGGUUUUUUUUUUUUUACACAAUUUGCACAAACCUGAAAAUGUGACAGGUUUCGAUAUAAAUUGCGUGCUAGACUCCCGA